AUGACACGAGACCUUGCGCUCUUUCUGCCUCUUCGGAGAAAGCUCAAGUCGCGAAAAAUCGUUGACUUGAAGACCCUGACUCAUGCAUACAUGGGUAGGCGCGUCGGGAUGUCUUACGAGGAUUCGUACUUUCAGCUAGAGGAUGCCAGAGCAUGCAUGGAUUUAUUUAGAUCUUGUGAAGACACAUACGAGGGUAUGAUUGCCGCUGGGACCUGGCCUUGCAACCUUCCGCCAAUUGUAUUUGCGCAGUACUUUGCUUAA
Marasmius oreades (fairy-ring Marasmius) is the source of this 261-nucleotide messenger RNA. RefSeq lists its product as uncharacterized. The record is from RefSeq and is a predicted model, not a curated record. Lineage: Eukaryota; Fungi; Basidiomycota; Agaricomycetes; Agaricales; Marasmiaceae. The transcript is spliced from 2 exons. The coding region runs from base 1 to 261 and encodes 86 amino acids.